CUAUAUUCAUCGUCUAAACACGAAAGAUGUGUGGAAAUGUGUAAAACCAUUUAUUUAUAGAAAAUUAUUAGCAUAUAAUAAACAGUGAAAUAUAUGACGACGUUGCAUGGAAAAUUCUUACGAUAAAGCUGGAGCGACAGAAGAGACAACAAGACGAAGUGACCGACAUGGUAUGUUAAAAUCCUACUACGGAAUGGAGAAAGGCGCCAUGAAGGAAGCAGGAGCUCAGGAGGGAGUAGACAUCAACGGACUCUACUUCAAACCUGACCUCUACAUAGAAAAAUUGCUCAAGGAAAAGUCCCUUACUGAGUUGAUGGACAAGGAGUCAGAGAUGGUCAAACAGAUACGCUCGCUAGACAGCGACAUGCAGACCCUUGUCUAUGAGAAUUACAACAAAUUCAUCAGCGCGACCGACACCAUUAGAAAGAUGAAGAAUGACUUUAAGCGGAUGGAAGAUGAGAUGGACCGGCUAGCGACGAAUAUGGAAGCCAUCACAGAGUUUAGCGGGCACAUCAGCGGCACGCUGCAGGACAGGCGCCAGCAAAUUCAGAAGCUUGCCGGCGUCCACGCUCUGCUGAAAAAGCUGCAGUUUCUCUUCGAACUGCCUGCUAGGUUGAAGAAGUGCAUCGAAAUGGAGUCGUAUGCUCAGGCUGUUAGAUAUUAUAUGAAGGCGCAGAAGGUUUUGCUUCAGUACCAGCACAUGCCAUCAUUCCAGGGAAUCCAGGAAGACAGCGAUGCUAUUGUGAAAGAGUUGAAAACCAAACUCCGCCAAUGCUUCCGCAACAAAAAUUCUAGUCAACAAGAGUUGUCAGAGUGUGUGGAUCUGCUGCUGCAACUCAAUGAGCCUGCAGGUGAACUCUGUGAUGAUUACCUGGCACAUUCCAAACAGAUGUUAGAUGAAUACCUGUCACAGCUUGAGUACCAGGUGAAGCUGAAUUCAGGUGAGGAACGACUCAAACUCCCCAGCGAGCUAGACAGGCCAGCAGAGGCCUACAUGAAUCCACCGAUGGAUAUUUUGGAGUUUGUUGACUGUGGCAGCAAUGUUUUUAUCGGUAACAUCUGUCUAGUGAUAGCCUCAUAUACGGACAUGUUUAUCAACAGAACGACUAGAGACGAAGAUUGGGAUGCCACAAACGAGAUAGCUCAUAAGAAGUUGGUAAACUUUGUCAUGACUUUGAUGGACCAGUACUUUUCUUACGUGGAAAAGAGGAUGCAGCUAGAGAAAGAGACGGGCGAUAAUACAAUCCUGGUGAGAGCAUUGGAUCGCUUUCACAGGCGAUUACAGGCCAUGAACAGUUUGUUGCCAGACACGGAUUUUGCAAGGAUUGGAACAGACAUUGUGUCGCGGGUUGCCCACGGUCGUGUGAUGCAUUAUCUGCAGGCACUAAAGCAGCAUUUUUCCGAUUGCUUGACAGAUAUCCGACAAAGUUUGGCCGCACCUCGGAUAGUUGGUAAACCAGAGGGUGCUGGCAGCAACAACCUCAGCGAACUGCUAAUGUCUGCUGAAGUAGCUGUAGUCGAUCAGAUCAAGUCAGUGCUGUCUAAUCUUCAAGCAUUUAUCGCAUUGGAUAUCACGUUUGCUAUGAAGCCAUACUUCAGGAAUGAGUUCUGUACAGUGGAAGUCAGAGAGGGCCUAAUGGUUGCCUUUCUUCAACACAUUCAUCACACUGCAAUGGAAUUUUGUGACAGCAUGAGUGACCGUGGCUCGGCACCUCCCACACUGCUACUGCUGUUGUCCAGACUGUGUAUAGACUUUGAGAAUGGCACCAUUAGCUACCUAGUAAAUCUGGUGGAUGAUCAGUUCAUGCUGGCGAGCAAUCAACAGGUGACAUCCAUAACGAGUCUCUGUCACACAUUCAAAGAGACUGCACAGAAGCUGCUGAAUCACUACGUCAGCAUGCAGGGCCUCAUCAUCUCUCAGAUGCUGAGGAAGAGUGUGGAGACGCGAGACUGGUUGAAUACGAUCGAGCCACGCAAUGUGCGCGCGGUCAUGAAGAGGGUGGUGGAGGAUAUCACUGCCAUCGACACGCAGGUGGGGCAACUCUAUGAGGAGGGUGUGCGCAAGGAGAGGAGUAGCGAUUCGAGCAGGCGCACCUUUGGUAACUUCAGCAUGUCACGCCAGCAGCAGCGCUCCCAGUGGGGGCGCUACACUCCAAGUACCAUAGAUAACAGCCUGAUGAGCAAUAUACAAAAGCUGUUCUCAGAGAAGAUAGAAAUAUUCAGCACGGUGGAGUUCUCUAAGGUGUCAGUCCUCACUGGCAUCAUCAAAAUUAGCUUAAAGACGUUCAUGGAGUGUGUGAGACUGCGCACGUUCGGCCGCUACGGGCUGCAGCAGCUGCAGGUCGACACGCAUUAUUUGCAGCUGUAUCUGUGGAGAUUCGUCACCGACGAGAAUUUGGUUCACUUCCUUCUGGAUGAGAUAGUGAGCAGCGCUGUGCAUCGGUGCCUAAAUGCCGUUAUGAUGGAGUCCAGCGUGGUAGAUUUGAUCUGUGACAGAGGCUGACAUGAGUGUACUACGUCAACAUAACUUGUAUAACUUAUUUAAAAUUAUUAAUAACACUGCGAUGGUCAGAGAGAGAGGGUCAAAGAAAAUCUGCUUGUGGUCCAAUUUUCUUCACACACCAACAUUUGUUGUGAAUGUGUAUAAGAUAUACUGAGUUUUCCCCAUAUCAUAUGAUAAUUAUGGUCCUAGUAAAAUUAUGCUAAUAUGAUUCGUGAACCACCAACUUUACUUGCUUGCUCAGCUUAUCAUAACAAUGCAUGACAAUUAAAUAAUGGUUAUGAAGAAUGGAGCAAGCUCCUGAAGAAUCCUGUUCUAGUGCUUUUCAUGUAAUGGUUAUGGACUGAUGAAAUUUCACACAUAAUAUGCUAAUCUAAAUAUAUGAUAUAUAGACUUCUUA
Priapulus caudatus is the source of this 2900-nucleotide messenger RNA. RefSeq names its product vacuolar protein sorting-associated protein 51 homolog. Bases 107 to 2503 code for a protein of 798 amino acids. Gene Ontology annotation, biological process: lysosomal transport; Golgi vesicle transport; retrograde transport, endosome to Golgi. The record is from RefSeq and is a predicted model, not a curated record. Lineage: Eukaryota; Metazoa; Priapulida; Priapulimorpha; Priapulimorphida; Priapulidae. The transcript is spliced from 22 exons. Gene Ontology annotation, cellular component: EARP complex; membrane; GARP complex.